Neltuma alba is the source of this 2474-nucleotide messenger RNA. Its product is annotated as putative pentatricopeptide repeat-containing protein At3g25970. Gene Ontology annotation, molecular function: RNA binding; protein binding. Bases 206 to 2452 code for a protein of 748 amino acids. The transcript has a single exon. The record is from RefSeq and is a predicted model, not a curated record. NCBI's taxonomy places the organism in Eukaryota, Viridiplantae, Streptophyta, Magnoliopsida, Fabales, Fabaceae. Gene Ontology annotation, biological process: RNA modification.
UUGGAGGGAGGACCCUUCAACAGAAAGAGCAUCUAAUAAGAGAAAACAGUAACGGAUCCUUUACCAAGCGGGAAUCCCGUCCUUACAGAGGGGUUUUAUUUCUGUUUAAAUAAUGCAGGGCUUUAGGCUGUUGGAAGGAAAGAAGUGUAAUAAUCUAAUUAUCCAAUUAUCUAAUAAUAAUAUUAUUAUACAUUAAUGCCAAUGAAUGAAUAGGUUGCACGCACUCAUUCGAAGCCCAGUUAUUAGUUUGCUUCAGGUUACUGGAACCCAUUGUCAAGCAAUCAAGUUAGGAACCACUGCAGACGUUUAUACGACUAAUAAUAUUAUAAAUGGUUAUACGAGAUGUAAACAAUUGUGUCUGGCCCAGAAUCUAUUCAACGAAACAUCCCACAGAGACACUGUGUCAUGGAAUACGAUGAUUACUGGUUACAUCAGCUUGAGUGAUCUUGAACUUGCAUGGGCAAUGCUCAAAACCAUGAGAAGAUGUGGAUAUGAAUUUGAUGGGCACACGUUUGGAAGUAUGCUUAAGGGGAUUGCCAGUUACCAAGAGUUUGAGCUUGGGCAACAAAUACAUUCAAUGAUCUUAAAAACGGGAUUUUCAGAGAACGUAUUUUCAGGUAGUGCCCUUUUGGACAUGUAUGCUAAGUGUGGGAGACAUGAGGACGCCUAUGCUGUAUUUCAGCGCAUGCCAGAGCCUAACUAUGUAUCUUGGAAUUCACUCAUUGCUUGCUAUGCUCAAGCUGGUGAUCAUAGUAUGGCAUUCCGGCUACUAAAAUGUAUGGAACAGGAGGGUGUGAAUCUUGAUGAUGGCACAAUAUCACCACUUUUAACAUUGCUUGAUGAUUCUGAAUUAUAUGCGCUGGCAAUGCAGUUACACUGCAAAAUUGUAAAACAUGGACUGGAAUUGGUUAACACUGUCUGCAAUGCCACUAUCACAGCGUAUUCUAAAUGUAGUUCUCUACAAGAUGCUGAAAGAGUAUUUGAUUGUGCUGUUGGAUCUCGAGAUCUGGUCACAUGGAAUUCUAUGCUUGCUGCUUACUUAUUGCAUGAAAGGGAAGAUCUUGCUUUCAAAAUCUUCAUUGACAUGCAAUUUCUCGGCUUUAAACCAGACAUCUAUACUUACACUAGUAUUAUUAGUGCUUGUUCCUUGCACGUGCAUAAAAGCCAUGGAAAACGCUUACAUGGUUUGGUAAUAAAAAGGGGACUUGAAAAUUCAGUGCCUGUUUCUAAUGCUUUGAUCGCCAUGUAUAUGAAACUGAAUAAUAGGUGCAUGGAUGAUGCUUUAAAAAUUUUCAUUUCCAUGGAUUCCAAGGAUUGUGUUACCUGGAACUCUGUUUUAACAGGAUACUCCCAAGUUGGUCUGAGCGAGGAUGCCUUGAAGUUAUUUGUAAAGAUGCGAUCUCUGGAUAUAGAAUUUGACCACUAUACGCUUCCGGCUGUCAUCAGAUCAUGCUCGGAUUUAGCAACACUACAGUUGGGCCAGCAGUUUCACAUCCUGGCGCUUAAAGUAGGGUUUGAGUCCAAUGAAUAUGUUGGUAGUUCAUUGAUCUUCAUGUAUUCUAAAUGUGGGAUCAUUGAAGAUGCUAAGAAAUCCUUUGAAGCAACUUCUAAAGAUACUGCAAUUGUUUGGAAUUCCAUCAUAUUUGGCUAUGCGCAGCACGGGCAAGGAAAUAUCGCACUUGACCUCUUCAACUUGAUGAGAAACAGAAAGGUGAAACCUGACCAUAUAACCUUUGUUGCAGUUCUAACAGCAUGUAGCCAUAAUGGUCUGGUGGAAGAAGGCAGCAAAUUUCUAGAGUCAAUGGAGUCUGAUUAUGGGAUUCCGCCACAAAUGGAGCACUACGCUUGUGCAAUCGAUCUCUAUGGCCGGGCAGGGCGUCUAGAGAAGGCUAAAGCUUUGGUUGAAACAAUGCCUUUUGAACCUGAUGCAGUGGUUUGGAAGUCUUUGUUAGGUGCCUGUAGAACUUUUGGGGAUAUUGAUUUAGCUAGUCAGAUAGCAAGUUUUUUGCUAGAAUUGGAGCCUGAGGAGCAUUGUACUUAUGUUAUACUUUCUGACAUGUAUGGUCGUCUUAAGAUGUGGGAUGAAAAGGCUAGUAUAACAAGGCUGAUGCGAGAAAGGGGAGUGAAAAAGGUUCCUGGUUGGAGUUGGACAGAAGUGAAAAAUGAAGUGCAUGCUUUUAAUGCUGAAGAUCACUCUCACCCCCAGUGCAAAGAGAUAUACUUUCUGUUACAUGGACUAAUGGAGGAAAUCAAAAUUUUGGGUAGUCCUUCCAAUCAAAUGCUGUUACUGCAAUAUUUGGAUAAUCUAGAUGCCUGUUGUAUCAAUAGCUCUAAGGAAUCUUCCAGUUUGUUGGGUUUAUUCCCAACUUCCAAGGAUGGGAUGCACCUUGUCCUCCUGGAAGAUGAUAACAAGGGCUUCGCUGUAAAGCAAAAUGGAUUUAUUGUUAUUUAAUUAAAAAAAACUUAGAGUCCAA